Messenger RNA from Liolophura sinensis, 7683 nucleotides. Its product is annotated as helicase POLQ-like. The record is from RefSeq and is a predicted model, not a curated record. The transcript is spliced from 19 exons. The coding region runs from base 270 to 3251 and encodes 993 amino acids. Lineage: Eukaryota; Metazoa; Mollusca; Polyplacophora; Chitonida; Chitonidae. Gene Ontology annotation, molecular function: ATP binding; nucleic acid binding.
AUUAUCUCCGAUAUAUUUUCUUUUGUCUACCCCUUAUUAUCGGAAAUUGUAGCUUUGGGACAAAUUCAUUCUUAACUUGUUACCUAACCUGGUAAUUAUAAGUACUCAAUUUACUGGUAAAUGCGAAAAUAGAGGACCAAGUGAUAGUCGAAAAUGUCAAGUGCUGUCAGAAUGGUGAUUGUUGUUGUUGUUGUGUUUGUUAGGUGUGCGCUGUGACUGCAAAGUUAGCUAUCAAGAGAUGAAACUUUGGGUGGAUAAGUUGUGUAACAAUGGCUGAUGGAGAAAUUGUAUUGCAUCGGCGCGUACACUCUAGAAAGCGCAGAUCCACUGAAACUAAAAGAGAGAUUCAUCAGGCGUCUAAGAAACAAGAUCUCGAGGAUAAAGAUGUUCCAGAACCAGUACAUGUAGGCUGUGAACCAAAUAAUUGGCUUUCUAACUCAUUUGUGAAGAGCCCAAGUGGUUUUAAACACAAGUCAUUUCAUCAGUCCAGUAUCAGAAAACCCAGCCAAGUUGAGGUUAACAAAGACAGUCCUGGUAACGCAUGUUUCAAGAUUUGCACAAGUCCGCCUCUUAGACGUUCUCCUCGAACCCCCACUCCUAGUAGUGCUGGUUCUCUGCAGGACAGGAUAAAGCAACGGCUGCAAAAAAAUGCACUUGUCCAAUCACCCACUCUGUCAGAGCAAAAGAAAGAGUUGCAAGAACAGAUGAUCUGUCAGGCCCAGCAGGAUGCACGUGAGCUGCAUGAACAAGUCAGCGACACAGAUAUUGGGCCAUUUUUUGGAUUGCCAACUAAAGUGCAACGUCUUAUCGAAGAACACAGAGGAAUUAAGAAGUUAUAUGACUGGCAGACUGAGUGCUUGAAUCUACCAGCAGUAAAGGAAGCCAAAAACUUAAUCUAUUGUCUACCAACAAGUGGUGGGAAAACAUUAGUGGCGGAAAUUCUCAUCCUCAGAGAACUACUCUGCAAGAAACGAGAUGCUCUGCUUAUUUUACCCUUUGUCUCAAUAGUCCAAGAAAAGGUGCGUAACCUAUCAGCCUUGGCCGUGGAACUGGGCUUCCUGGUAGAGGAAUACGCUGGUAGUAAAGGCAGAUUCCCACCUAUCAAAAGACAGAAGUCCAAGUCUCUGUACAUAGCCACCAUAGAAAAGGCUCACUCCCUGGUGAACAGUCUGCUGGAACAUGGCAGGAUCAACAACGUGGGGCUGGUUGUUGUGGAUGAGUUACACAUGCUGGGAGACCGAGGAAGUCGAGGAGCUACCUUAGAGAUGACACUGGUUAAAUUACUCCAUGCUUGUGAACAGACGCAGAUUGUUGGGAUGAGUGCGACAUUAAGUAACAUCAGUGAUUUUAAGACUUUUCUCUCAGCUGAUAUGUACACAAAUAACUUCAGACCGGUGGAGUUGACUGAGUAUAUUAAGGUUGAAGACACAAUAUACAGAGUGAACAAAGAUACUUUAGAUCCUUCAAAACAGCUAGAGCAUGAACGAGUUGUCAUGUUCCAAUACACAGCUGACAUGAAGCGCCUGGACUCUGAUCAGUUGUUUGGACUAGCAACAGAAGUCAUCCCCCAGCAUUCCUGUCUGGUGUUCUGUCCUACCAAAAAAAACUGUGAGAAUGUGGCCACAAAUCUCUGCAAGAUGAUGUCACGCUUCAAACGGUCACUAGCAGAGCACAAACGUGCAGAGAGGAAGGUACUAUUACGUGAGCUCCAUGAUGAGGGGAAUGGUAACAUCUGCCCUGUGUUACGGUACUGUGUACAGUUUGGGGUGGCUUACCAUCACAGUGGACUGACGAUGGAUGAGAGGAAACUGAUAGAAGAAGCCUACUCUGAUGGUGUGCUCUGUCUCCUCACUUGUACCUCCACUCUGGCUGCCGGGGUCAAUUUACCAGCCAAAAGGGUGAUUUUACGUCUACCAUACGUAGGUCAGCAAUUCCUGAGCAGGAGUCAGUACAAACAGAUGGUGGGUCGAGCAGGCAGAGCAGGAAUAGAUUCCACAGGAGAGAGCAUCAUGAUUACACCUCACGCAGACAAGAAGAAGGUGCAUGACCUACUCUUCAUGGGUGUGGAAGGCUGUUACAGCAGUUUGAUGUACAAUGAAGGAAAGGGGCUGCGUGGUCUUAUUCUAUCAACAAUUGGGCUCAAGGUUACGCCAAAUACUCUAUCUCUGGCUGAGUUUAUGCAGAAGACAUUGCUGAACAAGCAGAAUGAAGUUCUGAAGUGUGAUGUGGCACAGGCCAUGAUGGAUGCCUUGGAGAAUCUUAUAGAGUUAGGCCUGGUGCAACAGAAGAAAGAUGACUGCAGAAAUGGCCAAGAAGAUGUCCGGUUUUUGGAGGUCACUCCUCUGGGAAAAGCUACAUUCAAAGGAUCUGUUGACCUUGAAUACAGUCAGAGAUUGUACAAUGACCUUCAGAAAGCCAAGGACUCACUGGUUCUGUCCAAUUAUCUGCACCUUUUAUUCCUUGUGACUCCUUAUGAGACUGGUGUUGAGAUCAAACCAUGUUGGAUGACGUACUUCACACAGAUGAACAAUCUGGAUCCCACAGAGCUGCGUGUGGCAGAUCUGAUAGGUGUGCCUGAGGGAUACAUUGCUAAGAUGGCCUCUGGUCAGUCUAGGCGACAGAGUGUGGACAGUCUGACAGUGAAGAGGUUCUACCUGACACUGAUGUUGUAUAACCUGUGGAAGAAGAAGACAAUAUGGGAAGUGGCAGCCAUCUUCCAGCAGCCGCGUGGCUUUUUACAGAAUCUCCUGACUGGGGCAGCCAGCUUUGCAUCCUGUGUCUUUCAUUUCUGCCAGGAAAUAAAGGAAUUUUGGGCAUUUCCAGAUCUGUUAUCAAACUUUAUAAAAACACUAUCCUAUUGUGUCUCUCUGGAACUUCUGCCAUUAAUGGAAAUCCCAGGUGUUAAGCAGGGACGAGCCAAACAGCUACUUAAUGCAGGUUACAAGUCUCUGUCCUUGGUAGCCCAGGCUGACCCAGACAAGCUAGUGAAGAUCAUAGAGAACUUCCCCAGGCGACAAGCUAAGCAGGUUGUAGCCUCUGCUAAGAUUUUACUGAAUGAGAAGUUAGAGGCUAUGUUGGGAGAGUAUGAAGAUUUGAUGUCAAUUCCCAUGACUUUACCAGACAAUAAGGUGACAGCAGAAGGCCAGAUGUCCAAGCCUACAGGGACUGUACAGAACAAGGAACAAACCUCACCAGCAAUGAGCUGGAUAUCCAACAUUUCUCAAUCAGCUAGUCAGGAUUCAGUAAGCUAACCCCUGCACCGUGUGGAAGUGGAAGAGACCAGUCAAGAGCUGGAUAUCAAACUUCUUUUCAAUCAGCUAGUCAGGAUUCAUUGAGCUAACCCCUGCACCGUGUGGAAGUGGAAGAGACCAGUCAAGAGCUGGAUAUCAAACACUUCUGAGCUGGGCAGUCAGGAGUCAGUGGUCUCACCUUUGUAGAUACUGACUGUCUGACAGCAUAUUAAGUGACCUCUCCAGUCAUAAUAAGCUGACUAUCAAACCUCUCUCUGCUGGAGGGUCGAAAGACAAUGGUAAAAGAACUGAAAGGGAACUCACAAGUCAUGUCCUGGAUUUCAAACAUUUCUCAGCUGAGAACUUGGGAAGUAGUGAGCUAACCUUUGCAGACACUCACGGUUUCAGAGCAGAAAUGGACCUAAAAGUUGCAUUUAUGACCUGGAUAUCUACAGUAACAUACAUGUACAUGUAUCUCAGAUGAGGACUGUGGCGAGACAGGAGUCGGUAGACUGAUCUUUACUUAUACUGUACUGAAGCAGAAGGGGACCUUAAAAGCCAUAAACUGGAAAUUAAAAAUCUCUUUCAGUGAGUCAGGCAUCUCUUUGCAGACAAUGACUGUCUUGAGAGCAGAAAGGGACCUCACCAGCCAUAUUAAGCAGGAUAUCAAACAUUUCUCACCUGUGGAGGUAGGACUCACCAGCCAUAUUGAGCAGGAUAUCAAAAAUUUCUCACUUGCAGAGCACCGGACUCACCUGCCAUUUUUAAGCAGGAUAUCAAACAUUUCUCAGCAGCGAAGCUCGGACUCACCUGUCAUGUUAAGCAAGAUGUCAAACCUGUGUUAGCCACAAAAGUCAGGAUUCAUCGGAUUGACAUCUGCAGAAACUGUACAGAAGCACCCCAUCUGGAUUUCAAACAUUUCUUGGCCAGCUGAUCAAGAUUUAUCAGAGUAAAGAAAGUGUGGUUUUUAGAUACAUGAACACUAACGAAUGACCUCAUUGAGAUACAUGAAUACUAACCAGUGACCUCAUUGAGAUACAUGAACACUAACCAGUGACCUCAUUAAGAUGCAUGAACACUAACCAAUGACCUCAUUGAGAUACAUGAACACUAACCAGUGACCUCAUUGAGAUACAUGAACGCUAACCAAUGACCUCAUUGAGAUACAUGAAAACUGUAUCCAUUUUGCCCAUCUAAGGAGUCAAUGUUAAAGAUUCUGACGACUUCAUCAGCUUAUAUAAUUUACUUGCUGGAACUGAAGAAACAAAUGGUUGUGUAUGAACUUGAUAUCAACUAAUUAACAAUGCUGUAUGUGCGAACUGUAAAUGGGACAGUAUACAUGUACAUGUACAUGUGAGGUUUUCGGGACCACUGUUACAUACUUACAUAUGAAAUUUUCAGAGGGAAUGAGUGUCUUGUCUUAUUUUUAAGUCUGUUAACUUUAAACUAUUUCUGGUAUGUGUAUGGAUAUGUGUAAUGUAGUACUUUUAUGAUACGUCAGCAUGUACAUAGUUUGUUACCGUAUGUUGAACCCCUGUAGCUCUACUAUAUUUUCUGUGAUAUGCUUUUUGCAAAGUGAUUUAUUGUUUUUGAGCUGAAGGUUCAAAUAAGUUUAUUUCAUUGAACUUUUAUAUGCUGUUUAUAAUCUUCACUGAUGAAGUCGAAUACAAAACAAGAAGAUAACAUUUGAGUUUCAUGUCAUCCUUUUCAUGAUAGGGCGCUUACUGACUCAUUGGCAUAAAGGUCUAUUUUUGACCAAUGAUGUCGCAGCUUUGACUCCAGCUGCCAGUCCUUUGACAGUGGCUUGAAAUCAGGAUUUUAGUUUGUAUCAUGCGAAGGGAUAUGGGUUACUUGCAGAUCUCAUUUUCCCUCCACACUCAAACAUUAUUUUCAUCAUAUAUUAGUAAAUAAUAUUUCCUGAGUAUGACACAAGUCAUACAAUUAAACAAUUCUCUUUUUCAAAUUAUUAAGUAGAAAUAACACACAGUACUGGUAUUUUGGAAAAACGUAUAGAAAACCAACAUUGUCUUGAACCCAUACCGCUUAGGGUUGGCCAACACACUGACUGACUGGAUAAUUAAACGUGAGGAUUGAAAUCUUUCACCAGCUGUUAGUUUUGCUCUGAUUCGUGCUGAUCAGUUACCUUGAGAAAAACAGUGUGGUGGCUGGGAACUUGUCUCUGACUUUAUAUCUGGAGUCAUGAAGUUUUAUGGGAAUUUCAAAUUCAUUUCCUAGUGAACACAUGAAUGUUAAAAGGCAAAGGAAGUUCAAAGUGAAUGAACAAGUUUUAGGUGGAGCUUCUCCCCAAAGCGGUCGCUGUGGGUUCAAGCCGAGCUCAUGUUGGCAUCUCUUGUUGCACGUGGAAACUUGAAGAUGGCCGUGCGUUUUAGCAAGGCUGUGCCCACCUUCCUUCCAGCAUAAUGCUGACUAUCAUCGUGUAAGCAUAUUCUCCAGUACGACGUCAAACACCAAUCAAAAAAGUUUCUAUGAAGUUAUAAUAUGAACAGAAUCAUUUGUGCAUCGAGUUCCAUGUGAGUGUAACCUACCUCGUUGCACAGUGUUUAUGUAUUUGAUGAGAAUACCAAAAGGCCUAUACAGCUAUAAUCUGACAGUUUAGUUUCCUGUCCUUCUGACUGUAGUGUUGAUGUACCAUCAGAAGCGCAGAAGUUACCAAUCAAGCUCAGUUAAGGUUAGCCUCCUGUCACAAUUAACAAGACGCUCUCUUUUCACUUUAAGUAGCGUUCAGUGAGAGAUGUGUGAUGGAUAUAUCAUCAACUUAAUUGUAUUCCCGAAUUUCUGGUUUUCAAAGGGAAAACAAACUUUUGCAUGACUGGUUACAGGGAAUUGGAGAUUGCGGCGUGUUACUUUUGUCACGAAUUGUUUCAUGAUGUGCAUUCAGGAAAUGAAAAUACCGGGCUGUAAAUGAAAAUUCCGGGCUGUAAAUGAACUCUGCUUUGAAAUAAAUACUAUUGUAUUGAUAGAUUAAUCAGCAGAGUGAUAUCUGAAUUGACAAUUCAACCAUUGUCGUUUUACUAGCGACAUAUAAUUAUAUGCAAGAACAUGUAGCACCAAUAUUCUAUUAAAUCAUUCCAGAUUGUAUUAAAUGUUAUAUUAAACAUGUUAUUGUACAUACAAAUGUUAAACUAACAGCAUAUAAUGUUGAAUAUGACACAGAAUUCUACUGUAAUAACAGAAUACAUUCUGAAAUGACUCAAUCAACCGACUUGCUGUCAAAAUUAUGUGGUUAUUUUUAUUGUAGCUCAUAUACGUGUGCAUUGAAGUUAACAUACGCAUGUAUAUAGCUAAUCUGAUUUCUUACGUUAGGAACGCUACAUUUAUUGUAUUUUCAAAAACAUACCUUGUUUUGAUUCGUGCAUGGAUGGAUGCCUCAUGUCAGCUGAGGCUAGACAAAGAAACAUCUGAAGAAAAUAUGUAUUCGAUAAGUUCUCCAAAGCAAUGUCAUAGAGACAUACCUUUUUCCCCCUCAGGUAUAUAUGUAGGUAAUGUUAUAUUUGCACUGACUGUCCGAAGUUUGAAUGCUUUGAAGAAGAUUAUACACCUUGGAUGUCUCGCAUAUAUUGACAAACAUAUUUUCCUUGUAUAUUCUUUGUAUAUGCACUACCGAAGGUUGCGAGUUAAAUUAAAUUCGACUGGGAUGUUUAGAGACUAAUUGGAACACGAGUGCACGUUACUGUAUUUGUGAAUUUAAAGGCAAAGACCACUUUAAAACGAUGAAUAGGCCUCUAUCGUUUCAAGGUCAUAUCAGCGAAUGCAUUCAUAGAUCUAUAUGUAUAUGCAUUUUGAAUGAUGAAAUGUGGCAGUCUGCAAUGCGUGUUGCGAAGCAAAAACCUUAAGUGACGACACUGGUCCGAUAAUGGUCAGAAAAGGCCACCACAGAACAAAAUAUUCCAAUACAUUUUAGUUACUAGGUUAAGCAAAAAAUGUAACUAUUUUCCUGGACAGCUUUAAAUGGUCUUUCACCUGAUACAUACUUCAUUUUAGUAUUUUCUUUUCCUUUAAUUUCUUUCAAACUUUCUUCAAAACGUAUGGAUUAAACUUGAUCGUGACAUAGUGGGAACCUUAAUGCGAUUGCUUUAGGGCCCAGGAAUACAGCUAUACGACAUUAAAUGCUUAUUGUUCUUUAUCGCUUUAUCACCACACAAAAUUCUGUUAGGGCCUACCAAGAAAAUAAAAAUAAGUUAAAAUCUAACUGAAAUGUGUAGACAAAUAAGCAUAUUUGUGCAAAUUGGGAAGAAGACGUCUACAAAACCAUUGGUCAGGUCCCUCACGAAGCCUCUGAGCUUGCUACAUUCGACACAGCGAUUUCAUUGCUCAAGGGAGAAAUAAAGUAAUUGUAUGAAAGUACACAGGAAUGGCUUAUCCAUGUCAUAUAUGCGCAACACUUCAUAAAAUCUAUCAAAGAAUAUGUCUGUCUUGAAUGUGGCGUUAAACA